AUGGCUGAUACUAACGUGUUUGCAAAACAACAUUGUGAAAUAACAAAAUAUGAUGUGGAAUGUGUUCGGAAAUGGGGUGUGUCUAAACGAAUUACGCAUAUUAUUGAUUGCGAGGGUUAUUCAACACCGCGCUCUAAAAUAUUUUUGCGCGAAGUCUCAGUAUGGUGUCGGCAAACAAAGACGGUUUUAACAUACCACAUCUAUAUGCCUAAAAGAAUAUUUUAUGAAAAACAUAAGUGUGUUCAAUAUCAAAUAAAUAAGAUACAUGGCUUACCCAUAACAAGAUGUCGUGAUGGUCGGGAUAUUGACAUACCGGGAGAGUAUUAUCUGUACGAUGAAGUGUUGACAAACUUAAGACGGGUGUUUUGGAAUGCUGAUUUAAUCGGGUACAAGGGUGGUAUAAUUGAGCGUGAUUUAUUACGGGGUAUUGGUUAUGACGGUGUAAAUUUAGAACUAUUGGAAUGUCCGCGUUAUGAGACGUUAUUGACCAAAUAUGGUGCGAGACCGCAUACUUGUGGGAAACAUUUUGAGGGUUAUAAAUAUCACUGUAGCGGGCAUGAGGUAGUGCUUUUUGGACGGUAUUUAACAGAAUAUGCAGAAUAG
Molecule: messenger RNA, 603 nt
Organism: Paramuricea clavata
Lineage: Eukaryota; Metazoa; Cnidaria; Anthozoa; Malacalcyonacea; Plexauridae
Source: the annotation of a GenBank genome assembly